Exophiala spinifera is the source of this 588-nucleotide messenger RNA. RefSeq lists its product as uncharacterized. The record is from RefSeq and is a predicted model, not a curated record. Gene Ontology annotation, molecular function: scytalone dehydratase activity. Gene Ontology annotation, biological process: melanin metabolic process. The transcript is spliced from 4 exons. The coding region runs from base 1 to 588 and encodes 195 amino acids. Lineage: Eukaryota; Fungi; Ascomycota; Eurotiomycetes; Chaetothyriales; Herpotrichiellaceae.
AUGGCUAGCCAGUGCGAAGCGAAAGCAGAGGUUACUCCAGUCAACGCGCAGAGAGUCGUGACUCGAAUCAUGGGAGAGGCUCCUCAAUCAGCACGCGUUGAUCCCGCUGAUGCCUUCGAGGUCUAUGAACUGGCUCAUGAAUGGGCUAUGAGCUAUGAUACCAAGGACUGGGAUCGACUGAGAAGCAUUUUAGCACCCAAACUCAAUAUUGACUACACCAUCGUCACGGGCGAUGUCUUCACGGACACGUCUCCGGAUGAUUGGAUCAAGUACUGUUCCAAUCCUCGAUUCCUGGGAGGCAAGCGUAUGACGACGCAGCAUCUAAUAGGGGCUCCGAAGUUCAUCAAAGUGUCAGACACCCAGAUCACGGCUCAUUACCAAGUCCGCGCCGCCCACUUACGCUGGAAAGAUGAGGCUCGUACGCAAGAGGGACUCAGAGGCCAUGGCCAUGGCCUGCUGAUCCAACACUACUCCAAGAUAGGCGGUGUUUGGAAACUGUCAGGGUGGAAGCCACAGUCGUUCUGGGAUGAACAUGAGUUUAAGGAACUGGUGCAUUUUGGCCUGACACAGCCUUUGAGUGAGUUGUAG